GAUUGCUACUACCAAUUCGCAGAGUGAAAAAUCGAGCGAGGCAACAAAAAAUAGUGUGUAUUUUUAUUUCUCUUCUAAUUUUCUUAUAUGCCCCUCUGUGAAUCCCCGCUUCUUGGAUCCCUUUCUGUCAUCGUCUGUCUUUCAAAACUUAUAAAAUUUUCAGGGUUUGAUUUUCUUGAUUUCGAACUUGAACUUGAAAGAAAUUCGUAGCAGAAACCAAGCAAACCCCAGAAGGGCGGUUUUUUUUUGAAAGUCAGGUGAUUCAGAAUAGAGAUCACUUUUUAGUGUAAUUUUCUUACUUUUUGUUACUAAGAACAACUAAGAGGGUCUGGUUUUUUUAGUCCCUCAGGUUGGUUUAUUUUCUCUUGAUUUCAGUUUAUAGUUUUAAGGGUAACAAAGGGUUGUUUAUUUGAGAGACCUCUUUGCUCCUUUGUGUGGAAAGUUUGAAUUUUUGUUACUUUUGCUUUAUUUGAAUUCUGUGUUUUCUUGAUAAGAAAUCAUGGCGGCAGCUAUAGAUAUGUACAGUGCUAGCAGCAGUCAAGUUUUUUCUCCAGAUCCUUACAGGGAAGAGCUUAUGCAAGCACUUUUACCAUUUAUGAAAAGUGCUUCUUCAAAUACCUCUUCUUCUUCUUCUUCUUCUUCUUCUUCACCUCCUCCUCUUUCUUCUCCUCCUUCUUCUAAUGACUUCCCUUAUGACUCGUGUCUUUCUUCUGAAUCCAAUAGUUACCCUGGUUUUGGCUCAAUCCCAUCAAAAACCCAAGAAUUUUUUCCGGGGUUUUCGAGUUUUGGAUAUGAGCAAACUGAGAGUAUUGUUGGGCUAAAUCUCCUCACCCCAUCUCAGAUCCUUCAAAUCCAGGCACAGUUCCAACUCCAGCAGCAGCAAUUGCAAAAUCAGCAAAUGAAUUACUGUCUUAACCAUUUGCAGCAUAAGCAGAACCAAUUCUCCAGGUUUCUUGGUCCAAAACCUGUCCCAAUGAAGCAUGCUGGAGUUACCCCCAAGCCUACAAAGCUUUACCGGGGAGUGAGGCAGCGGCAUUGGGGAAAAUGGGUGGCGGAGAUUAGACUUCCAAAGAACAGAACGAGGCUUUGGCUUGGGACUUUCGACACAGCUGAGGAAGCGGCUUUAGCGUAUGAUAAGGCUGCUUAUAAGCUAAGAGGAGAGUUUGCAAGACUAAAUUUCCCCGACCUUAGGCAUCAAUUAUGCCAUGAAUUCAGCGACUUCAAGCCCCUGCAUUCCUCUGUUGACGCCAAGCUUCAAGCCAUAUGUCACAGCUUGGCUAAUUCGCAGAAAAAGGGGAAUUUAGAAAGGCCCUGUUCUAAUUCUGAUGCAAAGGCUGAAAUUUCCAAACAAACAAGUGUUCUGAAGAUGGAAAAUUCAUCGAAUAGAGGAUUUAAGAACCUGGUAUUAGAGGAUAACAUCAAGGUGGAGGCCUCAUCAUCACCUUCCCCAUCCGAUGAGGGAUCAGCUUCACCCGAAUCUGAUAUUACCUUUCUGGAUUUCUCAGAGCCUUCUUUGGAAGAAUUCGAUUUCAUGUUGCAGAAAUCUCCUUCCGUGGAGAUAGACUGGACAGCACUAUAAUCAUAAUAAUAUACCAUAUGCUUUUCAGUACUUUUGGUUUAUUUCUAGGAUCUUUAUGUUGUAAUCCAGGUUUAUUUUGGAGCCUCUGCAAUGGAUUUUUUAACAUAUGCAGAGACCCUAGUGUUUAUGUUUAUAUAUGUUGAGACAAGUACACGAUCUCCUCAAUUUGGUCAGUGCUGGUGUUUUUUUCCAUGCUAGACUGAGGAAGAUUUUCUGUUUCUUGAAUUUGUAACUGAGUGUACUCUGUUUAGUAGUAUGAAUUAUGUUGUUUAUCUUUA
This is a messenger RNA of Olea europaea var. sylvestris, 1857 nucleotides long. Its product is annotated as ethylene-responsive transcription factor RAP2-4-like. The transcript has a single exon. The record is from RefSeq and is a predicted model, not a curated record. Gene Ontology annotation, biological process: regulation of DNA-templated transcription. The coding region runs from base 500 to 1579 and encodes 359 amino acids. Gene Ontology annotation, molecular function: DNA binding; DNA-binding transcription factor activity. NCBI's taxonomy places the organism in Eukaryota, Viridiplantae, Streptophyta, Magnoliopsida, Lamiales, Oleaceae.